UCUUACUCGCUCUCAGUCUCUCCCUGGGUCAGUUGGGUGUUGGACAGUGCCUAGAGAAGAGACUAUCCACGCAUCGCUCUGUCUCUGCCUCCCUCUCUACCAGUCCUCCCGUUACCCCCACACUCCCUUCACACUCACGCCCACACCCGCGGACACACCCACACCCUCGCCCAACGCCAGUGUAGCGGAGAGAUCUACGUGUUUCUGAAAUGAGUUGUCCCUUUGGAAGAGUGAACGGGGAGGAAGGAGGCCAGGAGAGGAGCCUUGGAGACUUCAAAGGACUCAAUUACACCAGCUACCUCCAGCUCCACCACAUCCUUCACGCCCAGGAGACAAUUACUGAAGCUCACGAUGAACACCUGUUUAUCGUGGUGCACCAGGCCUACGAGCUAUGGUUCAAGCAGGUCAUUUACGAGAUUGACUCAGUGCGCGCCAUCUUCAGCGAGGAAGAGGUCAACGAACACAAGAUGCUGGAGAUCGUCAAGUGCAUGCAGCGCGUCGUCCUCAUCCUCAAGCUGUGCGUGGACCAGUUCCUUAUCCUGGAGACCAUGACGCCCCUGGACUUCAUGGAGUUCCGGGACUACCUCUCACCCGCGUCAGGAUUCCAGAGCUUCCAGUUCAGACUCCUGGAAAACAAGCUGGGGCUGAAGAACGAGCUACGGGUACGCUACAAGCAGGAGACGUACAAGAAGGUGUUUGGCGACGACCCUGAGAUCCUAAAGGCCAUCAAGGACUCAGAGGAGAGCCGUCCCCUUCAGCAGCUUCUGUCCCGCUGGCUGGAGCGAACCCCGGGCCUGGAGAGGGAAGGCUUCAAUUUCUGGAGGAAGUACAAGAUUGCAGUGGACACGACGCAGGAGGAGAAGAGGCGUGAGGCGGAGGCCGAGAAGGAAGAGCACAUGAAGAACCACAUCUACGCGCAGUACAAAUGUCGCCAAGAGCUUUUUGACAGCAUAUUUGACGAGAAGAUUCACAACGCACUGAUGGCGAGGGGUGAGCGGCGCCUGUCCCACCGAGCACUGCAGGGAGCGCUCAUGAUCUCCUUCUACAGGGAGGUGCCACGCUUCCAUCAGCCCUACCAGCUCCUCAACCUCCUCAUGGAUUUAGAUUCUCUCAUUACCAAGUGGAGAUACAACCACAUGAUGUUGGUGCAGCGCAUGAUCGGGACGCAGCUGAUUGGUACAGGCGGCUCCUCAGGCUACCAGUACUUGCGAUCCACCCUCAGUGACCGCUACAAAGUGUUCAUCGACCUGUUCAACCUAAGCACGUUUCUCCUGCCGAGGAAUUCCGUGCCGCCGCUGGAUCGUCAGAUGAAGACCCGCCUUAGCACGAUGGAGGAGCCGGAAAUGGAGGAACGUCGCGGGAAGGUCGUUCGGUCAAGCGCUUUCUCCGCCUCCGGGUUCGUGUCCUCGGAGUCGCCGUGCCCUUUGGAUAACAGCGAGGAGAAGAUGUUCUCUGACAGUGACCUUGAGAAGAGUUUGGAGGAAAGCAUUGAGAGAUCCUGCGAGGCGUCUAUGUAGGUCCUCAAGUCCCUGUUGAAGUCCUUGAUCCUGAAGUCCUACAUUCUGAAGGCCUUUGAUGCGAGGGAGGGAGGGAGGGAGGGAGGGAGGGAGGGAGGGAGGGAGGGAGCGAGAGAAGCGUUCUAUUUUGCUCGUAUGUCUUUUUUGAAAUCCUUAAGUGGUAGAGAAGGAUGGAGGGAUGGAAGAAGGGAAGGAAGGAGGAAAGGAAGGAGGUGAAGGGGAAGAGAAGUGUUCUAUUAGGCCCUGAAGUCUUGAAGGAGGGAGAGAAGGAAGAGAGAUAGAGAAGUUUUAUUUUAUGCUUUUAUGACUCGAGUACCUUCUCCUUUCUCACCCCUUUUUGAAUUCUCUAAGUGGUGGAGAAGCAUAGAAGGGAUGGGAGGGAGGGAGGGAGGGAGGAGAGGGAUAUAGAAAAGUGUUCGGUAAUGUUCGUAUGAUUCGGAUACCUUCACAUUUUUCAGUCCUUUUUGAAUUCCGUUAAUGGUAGAGAGGGAGAAACAUGUCCUGUGGUGUUAGAACGAUGAAAGAAGGAAAGAAGGAAGGUAGGAAGGAUGGAAGAAGGGAAGGAAGUCUAUCAUGGCCUUGUAACUAUCAGCUAACUUCACAUUUCUCACUUCUAAUGCUACAAUAUUUAGGGGCCAGUCUAUCGUGGGUUAAGUUUGAGUUCACUACUAGUAACGGCGAAAUCCUAUAUUGUAUACUGUGGCACCUCAGUGGACCUUUUUUUUUUAAUAUAUUUUGUUGCCCUUGGUCAAUGGCCUUCCUAUAUAAAAGGUGUCCUAUUGAGAGUGGAGGUAAAGAGAUGGGAUGUAGUCCUGCCUCCCUAUAGCCACAAGCUUUGAGAUGCUAAAGUCCAAACACAGACGCCCCGGAAGCCACGAGGGAGCAAAACAGAUUAGUUUCCCUUUUAUAUUUUAGGUUUUCUCUCAUACUCCAAAAUUUAAUACCGUUUUCUAUUCUUGAUUUCUCGUGCUUACAAUACUAUUCUUGGCUAUGCUCUUGUAUGGUCUAUUUUGUGUCUCUAUUGUUCUUCUCCCUCUCUUUCUCCUCCUCUUCCCCUUCGCCUUCUUUACUCUUUGCCUAUUCUUUAUUCUCCUAUUCCACUUUUUUUUUUCUUAUUCCUUGUUCUUAUCGUUCUCGUUUUCCUCCUCUCCCUGUCCUUCCUAAUGUAUUUAUUCCUGGUUCUUUCGUUUCAAUUUGUUACCGCUAUUACAACAACAACAACAACUAGUACUACUACUACUACUACUACUUUUGCCUCCUCCUCCCUCCUCCACCUAGGCAUUUCUAUUCACGAGUACAAAGUAAGACCAAACUCGGACUGACAUGAACUGAUAGUCUUUUGUUUCUCUUCCCGUGUGUAUUCAACUUCGCCAACCGUACCUCGUUCAUACGGAGGGCUAAUAUCAUACAGCGUUAAUUAAUAUCGUGGCCUUAUCACUGCCAGAAUGUCCACACACACAGGGAAGAUACGUAAGGGUAAACAAUUCACUGCCUCUGGUGCAAACACGUAGCAUUUCUUCUCUUGGUUAGAACGUACUGGGAAAAAAAAAAAAAAUAUUGUACCCGUCAGUGUUUUUUUUUUUUUUUCCCAGGAGGAUCAAGAUCGAUUUUUUUUUUUUAUCAUUUUAUUCCCAGGAGGCACUACGAAGUCACCACUGCAUCUGUAUGUAUGUAUGUAUGUAUGUAUGCAUGACUGAUUAUGUUUUAUUUAUAGGUAAUUUCUACUUACUUUUUUUGUUAUACUGCACUCUUGUAUGGCAAUUAUUAUUAUUAUCAUUAUUAUUAUAGACGAAGGAAAGCAAGGUAGUCAGGUAGGAAGGUAGAUAAAGAUAAUAGAUGUAGAGUUAAUAUCUUAAGAGGAAAUCGAUCAUGUGUGUUCUAGGGGAAUAAAGAGAAAGUAAUAUGUUGAGACACGUUCUGAGUACCUAGGGAUGAUACUUGUAACGCUGAGGCCUUGACAUACCUGAGAGAGAGAGAGAGAGAGAGAGAGAGAGAGAGAGAGAGAGAGAGAGAGAGAGAGAGAGAGAGAGAGAGAGAGAGAGAGAGAAUCAUAUUUUGUUACAUAUAAAACUAAAAAUACUUUCAAUCUUAGGUACAAUUCAAAUUUUCCAGAUAAACUAAGUGAAUAAAAAAAAAAGUUCCCUUUUAACCAUAAUUCAUAACAUUACAAAAAUAUAAAAAAAACAAAUAAAUAAAUAAAUAAAUAAAUAAUGAGAAUAACGCUAAUAAUUUAACUGUGAAAGAAAGUGUGAGUGUGUGUGUGUGUGUGUGUGUGUGUGUGUGUGUGUGUGUGUGUGUGUGUGUGUGUUAGUAAAUACUGCCCUACUGAAUGAUAGGAUAUUAAAAAACCUAUGAAAUUCAGAGUUAGUGAUACAGAAUAGGCCUAAUAUAUUGAGCCUACUUCCAUUUGACAAGAAAUAAUUAGGUAAGGCAUCCUUAAUUCUGUAGUUCAGUUACCGUUUCUGUGUAUGUGUAUGUGUGUGUGUGUGUGUGUGUGUGUGUGUGUGUGUCAGUUGGUACUGUGUAUACGUAUUUUACUUUAGUUAUGUCUAAGUUUAGUUUUUAGCAUUCAGUGCAUUUAUAACUCUCUCUUUUCCCUUUUUUUGUAAGUUGGUGUUUCCAGAAAUGUCACCAGACUCAAGCUAAAUAAAGAAAACGUUUUGUGUUCAUAUCAUUACUCUAACACUCACCCAAUUCUCUGGUCAUUUGAAAGUGAAAAAAAGCCUUGUGUUCCUAUCAUUAUUUUGACGAUCUUACUACGUCACUCUCUUCUCUGACCAAACACAAGUUAAAUUAUAUAAGAAAGCCUUGUGUUCCUAUCAUUAUUUUGACAAUCUUACCACGUCAUUCUCUUCUCUGACCAAACACAGGUUAAAUCAUGAAAAAAGCCUAGUGUUCUUAUUAUUACUUUGCCAAUCUCACCACUCUUAACUACACUUCUCGACGCAAUAAACUCUUCAUAGCAUUGCUCUUCAAAACCUUCAUAAGAGCAUAAAUCUAGUAGUCAUAUUAA
Molecule: messenger RNA, 4530 nt
Organism: Scylla paramamosain (green mud crab)
Lineage: Eukaryota; Metazoa; Arthropoda; Malacostraca; Decapoda; Portunidae
Gene: vermilion
Product: tryptophan 2,3-dioxygenase-like
Molecular function (GO): L-tryptophan 2,3-dioxygenase activity; heme binding; metal ion binding
Source: RefSeq, a predicted model, not a curated record